Molecule: messenger RNA, 1670 nt
Organism: Chilo suppressalis (striped riceborer)
Lineage: Eukaryota; Metazoa; Arthropoda; Insecta; Lepidoptera; Crambidae
Source: the annotation of a GenBank genome assembly
CACUGUGUUGUCCCUUAGUACGGCACUGAAUAAUUUCUUUUGUCAGCCGCGAGCACUCGUGUUUCAUCCUCCUUAUUUAGAGUGAAUCAUGAUUUAGAAAAAAAUGCAGUUGUAAUGCAAUGCAAGCUGUUGUGUUAAACAAGUGAACUGUAUCUAAUAGAAUUUGUUUGUGAUUAUAAGCUACUUAUAAGAAUAAAUUAUAUCCGGGUGGAAGAUUUGAUAUCAGACCAACAUAUUUUUAAAAAUAUCGAUAUAAUUUGAAUGUUGAUUCGGUAUAUUUUAUAUUUGUGUCCUUAAUACUGAACAUCAUGUGUGCUGAAGCAUCUCCAUGGCAGCAGAGGUACAAUAAAUGGAAACAACGCAUGGGUCCGCAACUACGGUCGGGGCACUUGGCCGACUGUACAUUCGAGGUUGGUACGGAACCAAAUAUUUUUAAGUUUUCUGGACACAAGCUGGUCUUAGCUUCGGUGUCUCCCGUAUUUGAAUCUAUGUUCUACGGAUCUAUAGCAGAGAAAAGUAACUACAUACGAAUACCAGACAUCCAGCCAGAGGCUUUCAAAACUUUGUUAGAAUAUAUUUAUACUGAUGACGUGAUCAUAAAUACAUUUGAUAUGGCAUGCGAGCUCUACUUUGCGGCUAAAAAGUACAUGUUGCCUCAACUUGUAAAGAUUUGCUCAGAGUAUUUAAUAUCUCAAGUGGAUAAACUAAACGCGUGUAAAACUUACGAGUUCGCUAUAAUCUUCGAUGACAAUAUACUGAUGGAGAAAUGUAUACAGAUUUUCAAAAAUAAUACGAAAGAAAUAUUGAACAGCAACAAUUUCGAAGAAGUUGAAUUAAACACAUUAAUUGUUAUAUUCUCAUUGGACAACCUGAAAAUAGAUAGCGAAAUGGACCUGUUUAAAGCCAUCAAAAGAUACGUUGAUUCACAAGAAGAGCAUAACGCAAGCCUUACUAUCAAUAAACACGAACCAACAGCUGUAAAGACAAGCGACAGUUCGCCUGAUUUUAGUAAAGACGUAAAGGGAUUAAAUGAUGACGUCCUUAAAGAGGAUAGACCUGAAAAUGCCUUGGAGAAAAAAAAUAUUGUUGAUCAAAAACAAACCACUAUUGAAAGUACAAGCAUUGGUGACGUCCGUGAAAAUAAUGAAGACACGAGGGAGAUCACGAUUCGGAAUGCUGUUGAGAAAAUACGUUUCCUUAUGAUGACACCGAAGGAGUUCGUGGACGGCCCUGCAAAUUCCACGCUGCUUACGAAGACUGAAGCGUAUGCAGUGCUGAUGAACAUUAUUUCUACCGAGUCCGCUGUACCAAUGCCACGUGGAUUGUCCACCUCCCGAGAAAAGAGAUUCGGCUCGCCUUUCCAAAGCUUUAGCUUCCAAGAUCAACAAACAAAAGGCAACUUUUUUGCAUUUAAAUCAUAACCCGUCAGUGAUUUGGUUCGUAGUUCGGUAUUGAAUCAAACGGAUCGCGUUCAAACCUCGCCGCAAGUGGGUCUAAGAAUCACUAUUUAUUUACAUACUAAUACUUAUAACAAUAAUUGUUUUGUAUUGAUUUAAAACACAGUAUAGCUGAUUUUUAUUAUCAUUUCAAUUUGUGUCUGUGUGUGUUCUGCCUUUCAAAUAAUACUAUUUAUACAAAGUCCGUGUUCAUAAAUUAUGCUGUAAUCGUAA